Molecule: messenger RNA, 882 nt
Organism: Drosophila willistoni
Lineage: Eukaryota; Metazoa; Arthropoda; Insecta; Diptera; Drosophilidae
Exons: 4
Coding region: 1-882 (293 amino acids)
Source: RefSeq, a predicted model, not a curated record
AUGUACAUUGUAUUAUAUUUAGUAUUUAUAUUAAUCAAAUCUUUGGAAACUGCUUUGGUAUGGAAUACGGAGGGUGAGGCAUCGAUUUUCGUUGCCAUAGCCGUGCCUAUUGAUUUGCCACGUAAGGAAGUGUUUCUAUCAUACAAUUUCAUGGCCUCCUAUAGAUUGCCAAAAACCUGGUCAAAGAAAACGCCAAUUUUUAGAAAUGGCAAUGGCACGAAUCCAAAUUGGGAUGAUGAUGAUCAUCAUCAUGGUGGAGUAGAUGAUAUCUAUGAUUAUUACGAUGAUUUCAAUGGACAUGAACAUCAUCAUGGACCGCCAAGAAACCCCUCUAAGAAACCAAAACCUUUAAAAAAUAAAACCAAGAAAAAGAAGAAAACAAAAAAGAAGAAGCCAAAACCCACAAGUCAUGAUAAUGAACAUAAACACAAAAAGAAACACAAAAGGCCACAUACCACUGAAUCUAGCGAUAUGGAUGACUAUAAAGAUUUCUUUGAGGGAUUUCCAGUAGAUGGCAUGGGUGAUUCUAUACCCAGACAUCGAGCUGAAAGAUCUUUGCUAUCAAGAACUAAAUUCUACGAGAUCCUUAGUCAUCGCUUUGAACAACACGAUUUGGGUUCAGGUGACAGUUGUCUUUUGCGCUUAAUUUGUGAGACGAAUAGCUAUCAAUUGGCUGAAAUAAAUGGCUUAUUGGGUCAUCUGAUGCAUAUAAUGUUUAGCCCCAGUAGCUCACACUAUGAAGCUCUGCCUCAACGCUAUUAUAUAGCUGAAAUGCAUGGCCAAAGGAAGGGCAACUGUGAGGCUUAUCAUCGACAAUGUCCACAAAGUGUACUCGAUUUGAUCACGCAACCUGUGAAACAGGGGAAAUACAGCAAUAAUUAA